AUGGGUUCCUCGGAGAAGGAGAUACCUCAGGACCUACAGCUCGAGCAGCAGCUCCAGUCUCAAGGCAUCAAGACGGAGCGCGAUGGCGAAGGAAAGCUUCAUACCGCUGCCGGCCACGGCAACCUUGCCACCGAUGAAAACGGCAACCCCCUCGUCACAUUCGACCCCGUUGCCGUGAGGAAGCUCCGCUGGAAGCUCGACCUCUACACCGUCCCCACCGUCUCCUUUCUCUACCUCUUCUGCUUCAUCGACCGCGCCAAUAUCGGCAACGCCCGCCUGGCCGGUCUGGAAAAGGACCUCAACCUCCAGGGGUUCGACUACAACAUGAUCCUCUCCAUCUUCUACAUCUCCUACAUCAUCUUCGAGAUCCCCGCCAGCGUGUGCUGCAAGUGGAUGGGCCCCGGCUGGUUCCUGCCCCUGACCUCCCUCCUCUUCGGUAUUGUCUCCGUCGCCACCGCCUUCACGCACAGCCGCGCCGCCAUCUGCGGUGUCCGCUUCCUCCUCGGCAUCUUCGAGGCCGCGCGCCGAGCUACUUUCCGUCUCUCCCUGUACAUGGUCAUGGCGCCCCUCGCCGGCGCGUUCGGCGGCCUCCUCGCUUCCGCCAUCCUCACCCUCGACAACUUUGGCAGCCUCCACGCCUGGCGCAUGAUCUUCGCCAUCGAGGGUAUCAUCACCAUUGGCCUGUCCCUCAUCUCCUUCGUCACCCUCACCGACCGCCCCGAGACGGCUCGCUGGCUCACCGCCGAGGAGAAGGAGCUGUGCAUCGCCCGCGUCAAGUCCGAGCGUAUCGGCGCCACCGAGGUCAUUGACGGCAUCGACCGCAAGAAGAUCUGGAGCGGCAUCACUAACCCCGUCACCCUUGAGAUCGCCGCCAUCUUCCUCUUCAACAACAUCACCGUCCAGGGCCUCGCCUUCUUCCUCCCCACCAUCGUCAGGAGCAUCUACCCCGAGUUCACCGUUGUUCAGCAGCAGCUCUACAGUGUCCCUCCCUAUGCCGUUGGUGCCUUCUUUGUCUUGGCUUAUCCCGCUCUCAGUUGGUACCUCGACAGGAGGCAGGUGUUGAUUGCUCUCACCUCUCCAAGUUCCCACCGUGCGCUACGUCGCCACCUUUUGAUUGCUAGCUCGACCAUGGUGCUUGGACCCAUGUCCAACGCCCAAAUUAGCGCCAACGUCGUUAGCGACACGGCCAGGAGCAGCGCCAUCGGCUUCAAUGUCAUGAUGGGCAACAUUGGUGGUCUCGCCUCGACUUGGAGUUACAUUAGCUGGGACGGUCCCGAUUACCACAUCGGCAACGGUCUCAACCUCGCCGCUGCCAGCGCUAUCCUCAUCAUCGCCACCCUCGCCUGGCUCUGGAUGAAGCGUGAUAACAAGAGGCGUGAUGGCCGCAACGCCGAGGAGGAGCUUGCUGGCAUGAGCCCCGCCGAGAUCGCUGACCUCGACUGGAAGCAUCCCGGUUUCCGCUGGCGCACGUAG
Parascedosporium putredinis is the source of this 1473-nucleotide messenger RNA. NCBI's taxonomy places the organism in Eukaryota, Fungi, Ascomycota, Sordariomycetes, Microascales, Microascaceae. The record is from the annotation of a GenBank genome assembly.